This is a messenger RNA of Pseudopipra pipra, 2730 nucleotides long. RefSeq names its product coiled-coil domain containing 112 (gene CCDC112). NCBI's taxonomy places the organism in Eukaryota, Metazoa, Chordata, Aves, Passeriformes, Pipridae. The transcript has 10 exons. The record is from RefSeq and is a predicted model, not a curated record. Bases 29 to 1525 code for a protein of 498 amino acids.
CCCUCCCCUCAGCGCAGCCGGCGGCAACAUGGCCGCGCUGGCCACGGCCCUGGCGGCGGCCGCCGGGCAGCAACAGAAUGAGGGCUGUUCCAGCGCUGCAGGUGCUGGUCUGCAAUUUCAGAACUGGAAGAUGAAAGCUGAGCCAGCUAAGAAAGUUGAAUUCAUAAGAAGUGCAGAAAAGCUAAAAGCUCAGCUUGCAAAUAUAGAAAAAGACAAAAGUGGACUUCUUUAUAAUAGGAAGAGUGAUUUCAGGGUAGAAUACAGAAUACUAGAGGAUCUGGAACGCAGCAUGACUGUCAGCAGAAAAACGGAAAAAGCUAAAAUCCUGCAGCAGCUUUCAAAAAUACAAAACAAUGUGAAGAGACUUCAGCAACAAUUAAAGGAUGUGAAGCCUACACCAGAAUUUGUUGACAAGCUUAAGGAAAUGAUGGAAGAAACUGAAAACGCAAUCAAUGCUUUUAAAGAGGAACAGAGGCAAAUAUAUGAACAGCUUUUGAAAGAGGAAAAAGCUACCAUUAAUGAGCUCAAUCUCUUUGAGAGAAAAGUGGAACUGUGGGCAUUAGGCAGCUUAACAACAGAAAAAGUUGUGAAAUUACCAUCAGCCAGGGUUACAGUUGAUAAAACACUGGAAAAUCAUCUACCCAAAGAAGUAGUAGAGUUUGAAAGAUUCCUUCAGCAAACAGGAGGGCGGCAAGGAGGCUGGGAUGAUUAUGAUCAUCAAAAUUUUCUGAAAGUACGGACUAAAUACAGAGGAAGGUUGUCUUACAUGGAUAAAGCCCUUCAGUAUCUCAGUGGAAGAACAAAAGAAGAUAUUGAACAGCAUGACAAAUGGUAUCAAGAAUUUCUAAUUUUACAUGAAAGAAAGAAAGAGUCAAUUAAGAAGUGGAAAGAAAAGCAGCAGGAAGAAAAAGAAAGAAACUUGAAGGAGAAAGAGAAAUCAGAAAAAAUGCUCAAGCAAAAAUGGCAACAGCAUGAAGAAGCUCAGAAGCAAAAAGCAGAAGAAGAAAGAAAAAGAAAACAAGCAGCAGUUGAAGCAUGGAAGAAACAGAAAGCAAUAGCAUUUGCAAUGGAACAAGCGUCACAACUGAAACUAGAAGAGAGAGAGAAAAGGCAGGAAAAAGAGCGCCAAUGCCACGUGAAGUUACUGUUGGAAAGGAAUACCUUGCAGAAGAAAGUAAAGCAGGAACUUGAAAAGCUUGAAAUUGAGAAGAGAGAGGAAGCUGAAAAGGAGGAAGGAAAGAAAAUUGCUGCAGAAAAAAUUUCUAGGUUUCAAGAGCGUGAUCUACAUAAACUGGAGCUAAGGGUUUUACAGAAACAAGCUAAAGAAAUAGAGGAACAAGAAAAAGAAAAAAAGUUGGCAAAGUUGAGAGAGAAGGUCGAGAUUCAGGUAACCAGAGACCGAUCCGAGUUGCACAAAGCUACCAAGGGCUGGGAAGAACGUAGGAAGGAGAUGGCACCAGUAGCUUCAGAACCACUGUUACGUGUUACUCACAGGGCUGUCCCAGCCUGGAGAGGAGGGCUAUAGCUGCGCCCCAGCCUGUCCCUGCCGCAAGAGGAAGCAGCAGCCAGCACUUUUCGGGAGCCAGCACAGAGUUGGCUUGACACAUGACGUGUAUUCCCUUUGUAUUUUGAGAGUGUCGGGUUGGGAAUGCCGCCUGUGGGACCGGCCGGGCGUGAUGUCCCUUGGCAUUAAAAGCACGUUUCCCCACAGCUGCCUGGGACAAUCCCUUCAGGGUGUGGGGGGGUCGUCACACUGGCUCCCGCCCUUUCCUUUCCCUUUCCGCUUUGCCCGUUCCCCUGUUCUCUUUCGUCUUCCCCCUUCCCUGUUCCCUUUCCCCGCCCCGGGGCGGGUCCCGCGGGUGACGCGGUCCGGGCGCGCCGGGCGCGGGCAGCGGCGGUGGGAUGGAGAUGGCGGCGGCGCCGUGCGCGGGGGAGCCGGAGCGGCUGGACUUCCUGCGGGAUCGGCACGUGCGCUUCUUCCAGCGCUGCCUCCAGAUCCUGCCCGAGCGCUACUCGUCCCUGGAGACCAGCAGGUAGCAGCGGGACGGGCUCUCGUGCUUCGGGCGGGCGGCGCGCCGCCGUGUCCCGCCCGGCGCCCCCCGCCCGUCCCGGGAUGCCGCCCUCACCCCCUCCCCGCCGGGCGGGCGCCUCCACGGGAAGUCCCUGCCGGAGGCUGCCUGGCCUCCCGCGGCCGUGGGCAGGGAGCAGCCCCGCCGUGGCCGGAAGGAAAAGCGUCCUUGUAAAUCCGGCCACUGGCAGAAGGCUCCCCAAAAAACCGGGUUGAUGUAGGGGCGUAGUCUCUGCUCGCGUGAACUGCUCAAUAUCCCAGCGGGAAGACUUGUUGAUCCUUUUAAUCGGUUUUCAGUCCAUUGCUUAAUCCGCCCUGGAAGCCAUUUUAAAAUAAGUUACUUAAGCUUUUUGUUGCUCUGGGUCGACACGCAUACGAUUCUUGUUCAUGUAAGAGAAAUAUUUUAAGUCUUCAUUUGUUAGUAUAAGAGAUAAAAUACCAGUGAAGUAUGUUAUGAAUUAGAGGGACAUUUGUCCCUGUAAUGACUUGAGAAUGUACUUACUUCGUGUUCUUGAAGUCUUCACGUAAGGUAAUUGGUUACAUCUGAGGCACAAGAAGAUCAAUAACUUGAUUGUCAAGCUUUACCUGAUAAAAACGUGGAGAUAUGUAGAUGGUUUGAUAUAUUAUUCAACCAAUAAAAUCAUCAGAUUCUUUUCACAGUA